AGAAGAAGAAGACGAAGAAGACGAAGAAGAACAUCAAAAAAGAAGAAGCUCUCCGUAAAAACAAAAUGGAUAUACUAAAAGCCGAAAUAGCAAGAAAGAGGAAACUUCUGGAGGAAAAACAGCUUGUUGAUGAAUCCAGAAAAUGCUUUAAAAGGGCUGAUCUCGUACGGAAGGAAAAAGAGGAGUACUUUAAGAGAUGCGGAUACAAGGUUCAGACAGAGACUCCUAAGAGCCAGCUUGAUAAAGCAGAAGAAAAUGAGCCGUCCACUUCAGCUAAUCCAGUGUUGGAGCUUGAAUUGACAGAGGAGAAGCUGCCAAUGACUCUGUCACGACAGGAGGUAAUUCGACGACUUCGAGAGCGAGGAGAACCAAUCCGAUUGUUUGGAGAAUCUGAUUAUGACGCUUUUCAGAGACUCCGGAAAAUUGAGAUCUUAACCCCAGAAGUAAACAAGGGUUUGAGGAAUGACCUGAAAGCUGCCAUGGACAAGAUUGACCAGCAGUACCUGAAUGAGAUCGUUGGAGGAACAGAGUCAGGGGAACCAGACACACAACAUGACCUGAAAGUUCAUGAAGAAAACACCACCAUAGAAGAGCUUGAGGCUCUUGGGAAAACCUUGGGCACGGGGGAUGACAGUGGAGAUCAGGACGUCAUUGCCAAAUUUUUAAAGUUUCUUCUUGGUGUUUGGGCCAAAGAUCUGAACAGCCGAGAGGACCACGUGAAGCGCAGCGUUCAGGGAAAGCUCGCCAGUGCAACACAUUCACAGACUGAGUCUUACCUUGAGCCCCUCUUCAAGAAGCUCAGGAAGAAGAAUUUACCUUCUGAUAUUAAAGAGUCGAUCACAGACAUUAUUAAGUUCAUGCUGGAGAGGGAAUAUGUUCAGGCUAAUGAUGCAUACCUACAGAUGGCUAUUGGUAAUGCUCCCUGGCCUAUUGGUGUGACCAUGGUGGGUAUCCAUGCCCGUACUGGACGAGAAAAGAUCUUCUCCAAACAUGUUGCCCAUGUUCUUAAUGAUGAAACACAGAGAAAAUAUAUUCAGGGUCUGAAGAGGCUAAUGACUAUCUGCCAGAAACACUUCUCAACUGUUCCAUCAAAGUGUGUGGAGUACAACGCUCUCUAACAUGACAAUGUACCUGACAAGAAAAUAUUUGAGAAACUUUCAAUUUAACUUAACAAUCUUAAGCGUAUUUCUUAGGAUUGUUACCUUUAUUGAAAACGCAUCAGUUAAAACAUGAUUUGGGCAAGUAAAGGUCAACAACACAUAGGCAGAAUUAUGCCAGUUUUAAAAUGUACCAAACAUAACACAUGCUUAUUUUGUAUGCAACUUUUUUUUUUCCUUUUUACAAUGAGAAGAUAGUAUGUAAAUGUUGUGCAACUUAUGUUUUCACUUGUACAUUUUCAUGUGGUGGUAUACAAAUGGUAACUUGUAAAGCUAAAUGAAAGUGGUGUAAGUUUUAUUACACUUUGAGAUAAUAAACAAAUAUUAAACGUGA
Molecule: messenger RNA, 1491 nt
Organism: Xiphophorus maculatus (southern platyfish)
Lineage: Eukaryota; Metazoa; Chordata; Actinopteri; Cyprinodontiformes; Poeciliidae
Gene: prpf18
Product: pre-mRNA processing factor 18
Exons: 11
Coding region: 66-1118 (350 amino acids)
Biological process (GO): generation of catalytic spliceosome for second transesterification step; RNA splicing
Cellular component (GO): U4/U6 x U5 tri-snRNP complex; U2-type post-spliceosomal complex; U5 snRNP
Source: RefSeq, a predicted model, not a curated record